AUGUCGAGUGACUUUGAUAGGGUGCAUGAAAUGCUUUUGCCUACGAGAUAUGAGUAUUUAAUAACCCAAAAAAAACUCUAAUAAAUUAGAUGUGGUUGCAUGCAUAUGCAUGGAUGAAGGGAGAGAGAUUUAGCAUGGGAAGACAAGUGGAGAACUUCGAAAAGACAUUAAUGGAGAUCAGUAGGAGCAUGAGGAGAGAGUCAGUAAAAGAGUACAUGGCAAAGUCAUUGGUGGUGGUGUCAUUGGGUAACAAUGACUACAUUAACAAUUAUCUGAAACCAACGCUUUUUCUCACUAGCUCCAUUUACGACCCUACUUCUUUCGCCGACCUCCUUCUCUCCAAUUCUACCACUCAUCUCCUUGAAUUGUACGGAAAGGGGUUUAGGAAAUUUGUAAUAGCCGGUGUGGGUCCAUUGGGUUGCAUACCGGACCAACUAGCCGCCCGAGCGGCUCCGCCAGGUGAAUGUGUGGAGGCGGUUAACGAGAUGGCUGAACUCUUCAACAACCGCCUCGUGUCGCUGGUGGACCGUCUUAAUUCCGAUAGUAAAACUGCUAGUGAAGCCAUCUUUGUUUAUGGCAAUACCUAUGGAGCCGCCGUGGAUAUCCUCACAAACCCUUUUAAUUACGGAUUCGAAGUGACGGAUAGAGGGUGUUGUGGAGUAGGUAGAAACAGAGGAGAAAUAACGUGUUUGCCACUAGCGGUACCAUGUGCUUUCAGAGACCGACAUGUGUUCUGGGAUGCUUUUCAUCCAACACAAGCUUUUAAUCUCAUAAUUGCACUCAGAGCCUUUAAUGGUUCCAAAUCCGAUUGUUACCCUAUUAAUCUUUCUCAAUUGUCUCGUCUCUAAAAGAAAAUGUAAAAACUCAACAAAUCCUUCUCUUUUUGUUUAUGUAUUUUUGGGUUUUUGUUACUUUCCAAUUUUGUAGACUUGUAUGUAGUACUAUUUCAUCUUUCUUCUCAUCAUCUUUUUGGUGGUGAUUUGGUUCCAAUUUGAAUGUGGAUCUCAAAUGAUUACAUUAUCGUUAA
Molecule: messenger RNA, 1027 nt
Organism: Arabidopsis lyrata subsp. lyrata
Lineage: Eukaryota; Viridiplantae; Streptophyta; Magnoliopsida; Brassicales; Brassicaceae
Product: GDSL esterase/lipase At5g08460
Exons: 3
Coding region: 90-848 (252 amino acids)
Molecular function (GO): hydrolase activity, acting on ester bonds
Source: RefSeq, a predicted model, not a curated record